CCUACACCCCAACUACAAACUGCAAGCUAAAAUUACAAAUAGCCGAAUUCUGCGAAGUUGAAAUUCAUUCGUUUCUUAUUUAUAAAUAUGUGAGCAUCCUAGAUCUGCCUUAUUUGUUGACAUGUAUUUUAAAUUCGAUUCCGGCAAAUCUCAUAGUGUUUCAUCUUCAUUCAAACAACGUAGCUAAGCAGGUUCAAAAUAACCAGACCAUCGACGACGUCGCGAUGGCAAAUCCCCGGCAGUCAACACUGCUCAUUUAUCGGCAACAAGAUAAAAAGCAAAAAGUUCAGGAUCUGUUGUUCGAGGUAGCGAUCAAGUACGUCUGGAAGGGCCAUGUCAUUUUCUUUACGCUGGAACGAUUUGAAAGAUUCACGGAAAGUGCCCUGGCGCAGUUCAGCGAUAUGUUUAAGAACAUCAUCUUUUACUACGUUCAAUCGAUUGAUAAGCUGAUGGAGAAACUAGUUGACUUGCAGCGUUGGGAAAACUGUCUUCCGGCUAUGAUAAUAGUUGACUCGCUCGACUCGAUGACCACCACUGGUGAUUGUCCGGCAUCUGAGCAUGCUUUAGUAAUGGCUUUUCUAGCCGAUACCGCUAAGAUUCUUGCGACCAAGCUGAAAUCAGUUUGCAAAUGUAUUACUACAAUAAGUGAUGUCGCUUAUACUGAUUUCCCAGUCGAGAUGUACGUUAAAGAAUGCUAUGUUCUAAAUGAAGAGAAGUUAUCUGGAUUGUCGGAUAUAAUGUCUGUCUUAGCGGAAAUGACAUAUCAACAGUAAAUAAAUGAUCUUAUCUAUUGGGAUUGGACCUCACUAAAAGAUGGUUAAUUUUUAAAUA
Anopheles coustani is the source of this 831-nucleotide messenger RNA. RefSeq lists its product as uncharacterized. Bases 225 to 773 code for a protein of 182 amino acids. The transcript is spliced from 2 exons. The record is from RefSeq and is a predicted model, not a curated record. NCBI's taxonomy places the organism in Eukaryota, Metazoa, Arthropoda, Insecta, Diptera, Culicidae.